AUGGUACACGAGGCCACGGGUCUAUGGUGGCACGCAGGAUUCAACGUAUCGAGGUGGCUGAUGAUCGUGAUACACGAGUACAGGGCUACCACCCUUCUGCUAUCCAUCCUGCUUAACGUGCUGGUGCGAACUGCCGAGUACCCGACGGCGGUCACGGCGGAAAUCGUGGCUGCGAACGGGAAUUCGUUGGAGGCGAGCAUCAAGCCGUUGGACAUCGACCUGCCGCCUCCUACUCUACCGAUGAGCUUCGGUACUGAAAAUUCCACGGUGAUCUCCGCCCAAUCUGGAUCCACGGCUUUGCUGCCCUGCGUCGUCCAUAAUCUCGGGGAUGGAAUGGUGUCGUGGAUCAAGCGGAAGAACGUUCAGGAGUUACUGACCGUAGGACUGACAACGUACGCGAACGACGAGCGGUUCCAGGCGAUUCAUUUUCACCACAGCGAGGAUUGGACUCUUCAAAUAAAAUACGUUCAACCGAGGGAUGCCGGAUUGUACCAGUGCCAAGUAUCCACCCAUCCACCCACCAGUAUAUUUCUGUUCCUCGAGGUUGUCGAGGCCAAAGCUGAGAUAGCCGGUCCCUCGGAGAAAUUCGUGAGGCCAGGUAGCACCCUGCAGCUUCACUGCCUUGUGAAAAAAUCGACCGAGACGCCAUCCUAUCUAUUCUGGUACCAUAACUUCCGGAUGAUCAACUACGACGUGGAGCAGGGGGUCAAUGUCAGCACCGAUCUGACAGGACGUGAAAGCUGGCUAGAGGUGCCCCGAGCCUCUGAUCGUCAUUCCGGAAAUUACACCUGCGAGGCGAGUAACGCGCAACCUGCCAGGGUGCUGGUGCACGUGUUCAAAGGAGAUAAUCCAGCGGCGAUGCAGCACAGCAUCGCGUCUUCGCCAUCCGUCAUGACGUGCAGCGCGCUAUUGAUGAUGUUCACCACGUUGAAGCUCGUGUCGCAUUCUACCGUCACGAACUGA
Molecule: messenger RNA, 963 nt
Organism: Habropoda laboriosa
Lineage: Eukaryota; Metazoa; Arthropoda; Insecta; Hymenoptera; Apidae
Exons: 5
Coding region: 1-963 (320 amino acids)
Biological process (GO): synapse organization
Cellular component (GO): neuron projection membrane
Source: RefSeq, a predicted model, not a curated record